AUGACAUCUCCAAUACAAGUGGUGUCUUCCUCAGAUGUCCCUUGGAAGAAGAUUCGAAUGGUAGCCUUGGUGUUGGGCGCUGCUGCUGUGGUGGUUUUCAAUCUGGCAGGAGAAGCUGGAAGCUUGAUUUUUCCAGCCAGCAAUACUGUAAUCACCUGUACCAGUACCGGUAGCAAUGACGGCACAAAAAGCAACCACAGCAAGGACAGCCAUUCCAGGGAAGCCAAACUAUUUGAAUCUCACAAGAUCCAGGCAGCAGUGGCGCUACGGGUCAUGGAGGCCCAAGACAAAAUGACGACGCCAUUUUCAAGUCGCCAACGAGUGCUGCAGAAAGGAUUUCCAUCAAAUCUACAGUGGAAACCGUGUGUACUAGAAAGAAUAUUUCAGCAAAAACUAAAAUGGAAGUCAAAACAAGGCAAACCCAUGGAAAUCAACAUUGCUGUUGUGGGUGGAUCCACAGCUGCUAGGCCAGGCAACCGAUGCCCCCUCCAAGUUGAGGAUACCAGCUCACAGGUACCGGUACAAGCAAAGACUAGUCCUGAUGGCAGACACGGUGGACAACUACAUCAAAAACUACAUCAGGAAUUUGACCAUCACAAGUCACUACUCAAUGCUACAACUUUGGGCAGGGAUGAAAGCUCCAUGAAAUUCCAGGUACGCACUUAUGCUCAAGGUGGAAUCAACUCAGUGACCUCUUCUCUAUUGAUGGACAGCUACAUCAAUCCAAACAACACAGAUAUCAUCAUUUGGGAUUUCUUGGUCAAUGGUACGUAUUUGCCAAUGCAAAAUAGUAAAGACAAGAGACAAUUUGUUCAUCCAAACCUAACUGUCAUCCAUUUGUCAUCCAAAUUGUGCUCGCUCACAAUAGAUGAUGCUGCCAGUGGUGGCGAAGAAGAACAGCUUAGAAAACUGGACUUUUGGUUGACACGGGUACAUGCACACUUCACACAAGGUGGGAGGCCACCACCACCCAUUGUCUUGCUCUGCUUGUGGGGAAAUGGAGCCAAGAACAAGGUACUCAACAACAAGGGAAAACCCAACAAUGAGAUAAUCAAUAUACUGGAUCGACAACCAGCCAGGUAUUUUGGUGGAUUACUGGGAAAAUACAUCAACUUGGGCUGGGAUAUUGCCAUGGUCAAUGUUGGUGCAGCUAUCAAUGCUACAGCCCUAAGCCAAAAUGUCAAUCUGCUUCUCGACGAUACCAAUCAUCCCAGUUGUGCUGGAACCAGCUUGAUUGGAGACAUGAUACAGCAUCUUUUCUAUAACAAUGUUGCCAGCAAAUCAUGUACUCUACAAAGAGCUCUUGCAGAAUCACCACUGACACCAACCAUUCCACUACCUCAUCGGCUCAGAGAGGCCAAACUGCCCAAAACCAAGGCACAGUGGACACCCUUGUGGCGUGACUUGUUUCGGGAGGAUGCCAGGAUUGGCUCUGUAUCUGUGUGGCAACCUGUGGAAGUGAACCAGACCAAUCUACACCUGUUGCCAGGGUGGCAGGCAUCCAUAAACACCUGGCCGACCAAGAACACUGCGAAACACACACCUGGUCGAUCGGAUAUUAAGAAUGGCUUGGUUUUGCCAAAGUGUGCCAAUCGCACAAUCUCCAAAAUGCUCAACUUCCACCUCCAAGAACCAGAUCUCAAAUGGAUUGGUCUCAAUAUGCAGGGCAGAAAAACUCAUGUGUAUGUCAACGGGGAGGCAAUCAAGGAUGGAGGACUUGCCAAAGACUGGUGUUUUGGAACAACUCAAGUUUCACAUUGGAUCAACUUGAGGAAGUAUCCAAACAUCAAGGUGUCAGAAGAAGGCAUCUACACAGUUUCUUUUUGCCAUGGCAUGGCCAGCAGUGUCACGAAGGAAAGUCAGCUUGCACCAACUCUGUCGUUUCUGAUUGGGGUCACUAUGCAGGAUGACACGCAGCUGACUGACCAGGCAAAAAGAUAA
Seminavis robusta is the source of this 1941-nucleotide messenger RNA. NCBI's taxonomy places the organism in Eukaryota, Bacillariophyta, Bacillariophyceae, Naviculales, Naviculaceae. The record is from the annotation of a GenBank genome assembly.